Messenger RNA from Calidris pugnax (ruff), 7037 nucleotides. It is a transcript of the gene SCAI, whose product is annotated as suppressor of cancer cell invasion. Lineage: Eukaryota; Metazoa; Chordata; Aves; Charadriiformes; Scolopacidae. The transcript is spliced from 17 exons. Gene Ontology annotation, biological process: DNA-templated transcription. Gene Ontology annotation, molecular function: transcription corepressor activity. Bases 220 to 1920 code for a protein of 566 amino acids. Gene Ontology annotation, cellular component: nucleus. The record is from RefSeq and is a predicted model, not a curated record.
AAAUAAUUACUUUAAAUUAAAGGAAUGCUAGACAGACUGUAUGAAACAUACUUUGCAAUUUAAGCAAGCUCCUCAAUUUUUGCAAAUGCGUCUGACGCUGCCCUAGAGCGCCUGGUCCCAGCGGAGCACGGCAGAGCCGGGGGCCGCGCCGUGGGAUUUGGGUGACCCCUGCUGCGGAGCACACAGGACCUGGGGACUGAGUUUGCCCUAAAAGAAAUCAUGUCAUCAGGAGGAGCUGAAGAUGAUAUUCCUCAAGCAGAGAGGAAAACAGUGACAGACUUUUGCUACUUAUUGGAUAAAUCUAAACAGCUAUUCAAUGGCUUAAGGGAUUUACCUCAGUAUGGGCAAAAGCAGUGGCAAUCCUAUUUUGGGCGAACGUUUGACGUUUACACCAAGCUCUGGAAGUUUCAACAGCAACAUCGACAAGUAUUGGACAAUCGGUAUGGGUUGAAGCGGUGGCAAAUUGGGGAAAUUGCUUCCAAGAUUGGGCAGCUCUAUUACCAUUAUUACUUGCGCACUUCAGAAACCAGCUAUCUCAAUGAAGCUUUCUCCUUCUAUUCAGCAAUUAGGCAGAGGUCUUACUACUCCCAAGUCAACAAAGAAGACAGGCCUGAAUUAGUGGUGAAGAAGCUGCGUUACUAUGCAAGGUUUAUAGUGGUUUGUCUCUUGCUCAACAAAAUGGAUGUUGUAAAGGACCUUGUAAAGGAGCUGUCAGAUGAAAUCGAAGACUAUACUCAUCGUUUCAAUACUGAAGAUCAGGUGGAGUGGAACCUGGUUCUUCAGGAAGUGGCAGCGUUUAUUGAGGCAGACCCUGUCAUGGUUUUAAAUGAUGACAACACCAUUGUAAUCACCUCUAACAGGCUUUCUGAAACAGGAGCUCCGUUGCUGGAGCAGGGGAUGAUAGUGGGACAGCUUGCUCUUGCUGAUGCGCUCAUUAUCGGGAACUGCAACAACCAGGUGAAGUUCAGUGAGUUGACAAUCGAUAUGUUCCGAAUGCUGCAAGCACUUGAAAGGGAACCAAUGAAUUUAGCGUCACAAAUGAACAAACCUGGAAUGCAAGAGUCAACGGAGAAACCAGCCAGGCGGGAAAACCCCCACAAAUAUCUACUUUAUAAACCAACUUUUAGCCAGCUAUAUACAUUUUUAGCAGCAUCAUUUAAGGAGCUGCCUGCAAACAGUGUGCUGCUGAUUUACUUGUCUGCCACGGGCGUGUUUCCAUCAGGUCGUUCGGAUAGUGAAGGUCCGUAUGAUUUUGGUGGUGUCCUGACAAACAGCAACCGGGACAUUAUAAAUGGGGAUGCUCUUCACAAGCGAAACCAGUCUUACAAGGAGAUGCACUGUCUUCACCCCGGAGAUCUCUACCCUUUCACCAGAAAGCCCCUGUUCAUCAUUGUGGACUCGUCAAACAGCGUCGCCUAUAAGAAUUUCACAAACUUAUUUGGACAACCAUUGGUGUGCUUGCUGUCUCCAACAGCAUACCCAAAAGCACUACAAGAUCAGUCUCAGCGGGGUAGCCUCUUCACACUCUUUCUGAACAAUCCUUUAAUGGCAUUCCUGUUUGUCUCUGGAUUAUCGAGCAUGCGCAGAGGGCUGUGGGAGAAGUGCCAAGAUUACCUUCGAAAAAUCAACCGAGACAUUGCCCAGCUGCUGACCCACUCCCGGUCCAUCGAUCAGUCCUUUCUUCAAUUUUUUGGGGAUGAAUUUCUUCGCUUGCUUCUAACAAGAUUUAUCUUCUGUUCGGCUACUAUGAGGAUGCACAAAAUUUUCCGGCAGGAGACUCGAAAUUAUCCAGAAUCUUAUCCUCAGCUGCCAAGAGAUGAAACGGUGGAGAACCCUCACCUCCAAAAGCACAUUUUGGAGCUGGCUUCCAUACUGGAUGUUAGGAAUGUUUUCCUGGAAAACACCCUCGAUGACUAUUAAAAGAAACUGUCUUAUUGCAAAGGGGUUUCCCUGGCCACAGAUUUUGAAUGGUGCAGUUUUAUAAUGUGAAAAUCAUAAAAGAAAGUAUUUGAUUUUAUUUUUAAAUUUAGGACCAUUAUUUUAAGAAGUAAUAAUAAACAGCUGUUAGUUUAGCUGUUCCAUUCUGUAUGGGGUCAAUUUUAUAAGCAGAAGUUUUCAUGUCUUUUAAAUGUUAAACUAAAGAAUCACUAGAGGUUUAUUUCUGGUCUUGUGGCUACUGACCACAUUUCCAACAGCUGAUCCUAAGCAUAAGAAGUAUUAUUCGUUACCUUUAGCCCACGUUUGUGGAAAUCCUUUAUUUUUAUACAAUUUUAAGAAAUUGGAAAAAAAAUCAAUAGAAAAACAAUAUUUUAUCCCCAAAGAGUCUGGAUUUGAAAUGGUAAAGAUGGAACCACACAGUGCAAACCAACAAUAGCAAUAAAACAGAGUCCUUCAUAACAAAUAUAUUUUUUCAGUCUUAGGCAAGUGAGUAGACAAAACUGUGGACAAUUAAUUGCAUUUGGAGCAGUGGGUUUGAAGUUGUAAAGAUACUUAAUGCUCCCUAUCAAUUUGACACAGCAAUUUUGUAUAUGAACUUUGUACUGCUGGCCAAGGGCACAAUCUCCACUCUGCCCGGUUGGGUAGAUGGUUAAGCAGAUUAACAAAUUACAAAACUAAGCAAGCCAAUCCCCCGCUCUCACUGUAAUAUGGGACAUCUUGCCAUUUGUAUUGCUGCCACAAUUUUCCAGGAGGAGAGGGCAUUCUUAAUUUUGAGGUACUAGACAGAAAUUCUUACAUUUCCAGCAGGAGUUAUCCCUCCUUCCCACGUGGGGCUGGAAUGUGUGGAGCUCUCAGUGUGACCAGUCCCUGAUGGGAACUGGAAGAACAUCCCCUACGGUGCUGAAAACAAGCCCUUCCUAUCAGUCCUUUGUGUGCCCCAUCUGUGCUGGAUCCCCAGGAGAGGUGCUGGUGCUCCUCUUGCAGGUUAAACAAAGCAGGUGCUGCCCUAAAGCCCUGUUAACGCUUUGCAUGCCCGUCACUGCACCUUAGUCCUAGCUUUGACCCACUAAAACUAAGGGGCUGCAAUUUUGUUUGGCUUCCUCAGCCUGUGACACUCAGCCCGGGCACGUUAGGGAGCGCGGUGGCCUUUGUGAAGGCCCUUGCUGGGAAGGCUGUUCUGACAGGGGAAAAGUGCUUGUGGGGUCAUUUGGAUGGCACUGCCUUCCUCGCAGAGCUGGAGGACCUGCAACCCCUGAGGGUGAAGGUCUGAGCAAGGAGAAGGAACCAAAAAUAUUUUAGACUAUUAAAGGAAAAAGACCAUUUUGACCGUUCCAUGGGCUGCUAGAAAAGGAGUGAAAGGACGGGUCUGAUCAGUGCUCUUGUGGUGAACCCCAGCCAUGUCUCUGUUUUUAGGUGAAAAAAAAAUACAGAACAUGAUGACUACCAUAGUAUUAUGGUAUGUCUGUUUGCAAUGCCAUCGCACAGGGCAGGAGCCAGUCAGCUGGAGUAGCAGCAGAGCAGCACUGAUGGACCCCGUCCAGCUGAGGAGGGCACAGCGAGAAUUGCUGGAGUGUAGCUGGGAAGUUUGCAUGAAGGUUCUUUGCAGCUGGGCUGAAGCUUAGGCCAUCUAUCCUUCAAUUUCCCAAGUGUAAAAAAUGUCAUGAUCACUAGUGUUUGUUCUGAGCAGUUUUGAAGCUGGUAUAUUGAGCCCCCACCACUUGGUGCUGCUCUUCUUUGGACUUUGUUACCUGGGAUGUGGAGUUUAUUUUAAAGAGUGUGUGUUUGUGUGUGUGCAUGUGUAUUCUAGGCGUUUGUGUGUAUAUGUACAAUACGCAUACAUCUACUGGCUGGUGUAAAUUGUAAAUAUGUAUAUAUGUACAGGUACUUGUAUAUGUAUUAAAAAGAAUGAAACAGUACAAUGUCUAUAUACAAAAUUUAUAUAUACACACAUACGCCAUGGUGGGUGCGUUCCACAAGGUGUUACAGAGCAUUUGUGGUUGUAGUAAAGGUUAUGGCUUUUCUGCCAUUGUAAUUUGUUGUUUCCAAGGUCUCCGGCCUGGACCCUGAAGUAAUUAAUAACCGAUUUCGGGUACAGGAGGCCUUAGUCAGCCCCGGGAACGAAUACUCCUGUGUGUGCUACAGUGAUACUUCCUGUGUUCUCAACUGUGAAGCUGAGGAUCUGCCUUUCUUUCUGGCAGGAGGUCCUCAGUUAUUAAAACAUAGAAUCCUAUGUAGAAGCUAAAGAUACAGAAAGCCUUUAAUGCAGCAGCAAGUGAGAGAGGGGUUACCUGUUACCCUGCCUGCUGUUCCAACCUGCAUGGAAAAGGGGAAUUCUGUUUUCCCCAGCUCACUGCCUUCCAACCAAAUGCUUUUGUUUUGCUUAAGCUUUUGCUUUGAUGAAGCUAUUCUUAUUUUGGUUCCGUGUAUCUGGAAAAGAAUAUGCUGUUUCUAAGCAUAGGAGUGAUGAUGAUUCCAUCGGCGUGGGCUGGUGAACCUGUGUGGGAUGUUGCUCGUUAGCUGGGAAAGCCUCGGCAGACCCAGUCUUCACUUUAGCUGGGCUGAAGCAAGGAGUCCUUGCUUGUGAUCUGAGAGGCUUCUAAUCCACCUUGCAGCCCUCAGAAGAGGUUCUGUUUGCUUGUUCCCAAGGUGGGUCUAAUCAGAGGAGAAUGCGCUUUUUAGAAAACAAAAAACCUGAAGAAGGCAGAAUGUAGGAGGAGAACGUAAGGCCUUGGAAAUCAUUCUUGAGGUCCCUCGUUCUCUUCUUGCCUGCUGAUCUCGGGUUCAGAAGGUACACUGCUGGCCAGGAUGGGCAAAGGUAAAGAUUUCACUCCUGAUGUGUGGGUAGGAGUACGGAAUUGUACUUUGUAAGCGAGAGGCUGAUACCCUCUGUCUGCUCUGGCUGCAGAUAGGAUGAGUAUCUGGUCUUGGAUUUUGAGCCAGCACCAUCCCUUCCCAUCCAAAGCAACUGCAUUCAAGAUGAAAAUAUUGAUAUUUUCCCCUCCAAGUAAAAGCUUGUCUUGUUUGAACUUACUAAGUCAUUCUAAACUUGUGCUACUGUGUGCCGUGUGCUAUGGUCGUAGGUACCUUCUCGAUGUAUGCUUGUAUGUACUGAGAAACCUUUGGUUUAUGUAUCUAGCAGUCCUCACUGUGGAAGCGAAGCAAAGACUGAACCAUUUUUAUGUGAGAACAAACCCUUUUCUUCUCAGGCUUAAUGCCUUCCCCCUUGUCUUGCUCUCCCUUUCUCCAUAUAUCCUUGUUGCUUAUUCUAGUGGUGAAGACUUGCCACCACCCAGCAAUACCCAAUAAAAGGGGUAAAUUCUGUGUGUUAUAUAUUGAGAGGAGAAUGUGACCUGGACUGAAUGUGUCCCUCCUGGACUACUUCUGCCCUGGCUCCCUGCCUACGCAUGUGGUGUGUUCAAAUGAGUCCUGCUCCCACGAGAGGCACCUCUGUUUGUGCUCCUCUUCAAACUGGCUGUGGAACAUCUGGCCAGAGUUACUGCCGUGGCCUUUUGGUUUUGCCUCUUUGACUUCUCAAAGUAAGAGUGAGAGGGGAGAAAGGGUUAUGAGUUUUUAACGCUCUGUUUUUUAACUACUCUUGGGAUGUCACGUGUCAUUUUGCUUCAUGCACAAACUAAAUGGAGCACUAACUUGUGUGAGCUGUGCAAACUGGACUUGCUCCCGGGAGGGCUUUUGUGAGAAGCCUCAGGAUGGUUUGUUUGGGUAGUUCACCAAAACAUCCAUCCAGUUGUGACUUCCUCAGCCCCUUGAGACUAUUCCCCAGGGCGAUGUGCAAAGAUGUCUUUUAAUGAUAGGAAAUAGAUGGAAGGGACAGGAAAUUAGGCUGCAAAUUAGGAUCUUUGAAAGCUACAAGUUCAGUAGCUGUGGUCAGGCUUCUCCUCUAGGGACGGGAUGAAAGUGCCACUCUGAGGUCCAUCCCUGGCACGCUCUUGUGAAGCACCUCCCCUGCCCCGCGCCCUCCUUGUGCUGUAACUCCAUCCGUGCUUACGUCUGCUUUUUCCCAAAACCUAAGAAGCUUGGAAUCUGUCUGAACAACUUUUCUUUUGUCUUGAGGCUUCUUUUGUAAAAGCUUUAUCUCUGUUAGAUUCUUCAGUAGCUGUUCUGACUCCAGGUCACCAAAGGUAGCAUGGGAGAGCCCUCCCUUAGUCCUGCCCGUUCCCUGCAAAGCGGCUGCUCGGUGUCGGCAGCGGAUCCGCGGUGGCUGCUGCUCCCAGGACCGAGGGAGCUCCGCAGGCAGUAACAGCAAGAGAAAUCUUACUAACGAGGGAGAAAACCCAAUUCCUGGGGCUGAAAGCUGCUCUGUGCCACCGGGUGACAUUGGACCAGCUUUGGUCGGCCCCUGCGUGAGGGACGCUGGCGCAGAGGACAGGGCACCAAUCUCCACAGCAGAGAGACGAUACAUUCCAGAGGUGGCUCUCUUACGUUUUUAACAUCUUUGACUUUGAGAGAAACACUGUUUCUGUGACCAAAGGUAUUGCAAGUGCUUUGAAGAUCUGAAUAUCCACAAGUAGAGCAGGGGAAGAGAACACCAGACACGUAUCUGCUUUAAAAAAGUAAGCUAUGCUUUUCUUUCUCCCUCCAAACUGUUAACUGCCGAGAGAGGAGAUUGAGUUCUGACAGAUCUUUUGGAGGAUGAAGGGGUGUCUCUGCAUUCCUGUUGACUUACUGAGGUGGCAGCGGCUCCUCCAUCCCGAAUAAACCCCCAUGUGGGUAUCUGCCCCCUUCCCUUUGCAGAUUUCUUUCAGCACGUGUUUGUUCUCGCUUCUCAGUCCCGAGUGGGUUCUCCGGGGCAGGGGUUUGCCCCCCCUGCAGCCUGAAAAGCACAAAUUGCUUCUACCCUGUCCAAGGCGCAGCGAGGAGGAGGAGGGAGAGGGGGGAGCGCGGCCCCCACAGCCCCUCUGCCCGGGGACACGCAGCCUCUCGCCUCUCUGAGGAGCAGAGUAUUUAUUACCAAAAGUAAUUUUAUAGUGAAUUGGUUUAAAGUUAUUUCACAGCCCUGUGCCUGUAUAUCGUAUUUUGGUAAAAAGAUAUUUUACUUGAAAUGAUAUAGAGAUAUAUGAAUAAACGUGGUUUUUUUCGGA